This is a messenger RNA of Cydia pomonella (codling moth), 3451 nucleotides long. RefSeq names its product juvenile hormone esterase-like (gene ae48). The record is from RefSeq and is a predicted model, not a curated record. The coding region runs from base 132 to 2222 and encodes 696 amino acids. Lineage: Eukaryota; Metazoa; Arthropoda; Insecta; Lepidoptera; Tortricidae. The transcript is spliced from 6 exons.
UGCGUUGGCAGUACCGUAAGUGCUAAUGCCCGGUCGGUCACGAGUCCGCCAGACAUUCCGCUUUUAAAUACAUGUGUUAUCAUAUCAGAACUAAGUGAGGGAUUAUUUAGUGCAACGAAAUAAAAGAAACAAUGAUAUCGGCGGUCAAUGCCUUCUUAGAUGACUUGAGGGGCGGCAGAAUGGCAGAGGCACCGGUUGUACGGGUGGAGCAUGGGGAGCUGCAGGGACGAGUGGUCGAGAGCCCUAGCGGGAAGGCUUUCUACAGCUUCCAGGGGAUCCCUUACGCUAAACCACCGCUGGGAACCCUUAGAUUCCAGGCACCCCAACCCUUAGAGCCAUGGGAUGGCGUCCGUGACGCAACAUCAGAAGGUAACAUCAGCGCGCAAAUAAAGUUCGAUACCGAUAUGUACGAGGGCGACGAAAACUGUCUGUACCUCAACGUCUACACCCCUAACAUAGACGGAGAAUUCCUCCCAGUCAUGGUCUACAUCCACGGAGGAGGUCUGCAGUUCGGAUCAGGGAGUGCCAGCGCAAGAGGAGCUGAUUACCUUGUUGAAAAAGAUGUUGUAGUUGUGACUAUUAACUACAGGUGCGGAGCGCUCGGUUUCCUAAGCUUAAACACCCCUGAGAUCCCUGGUAACGCUGGCUUGAAAGAUAUGAUUGCAGCGUUGCGCUGGGUAAAAGAGAAUAUCAACAAUUUCGGCGGUAAUUCCGGAAAUAUAACGCUUUUCGGAGAAAGCGCUGGCGGUGCUGCUGUGUCUGUUCUCACAGCUAGUCCUUUAAGUAAGGAUUUGAUCAGCAAAGCCAUAAUUCAGUCUGGGUGUGGGCUCUCGAGCUGGGCAUGGCAGAAACAGCCCUUAGAAAACGCUAAAAAGCUAGCGCAUUUACUAGGCUGCGAGUCAGAUGAAGCUGAUGAUAUCCUGGAAUUCCUAAGAGCGACACCUGCCAAGGAAAUCGUUGAGGCCACUAGAAAACUGUAUCCAUCUGAUAUGAUACUCGAAAGAGGAUUAUUAGGUUUUACUUUAGUUGUAGAGAAAGAGUUCCCUGGCGUGGAAGCCGCUAUCACAGAGUCUUUCACAGAUCUAUUAACUUCUGGUCGCGUCGCUGAAGUCCCUGUCAUGAUCGGUUCGACAACAUUGGAGUUUUUGCGUAAAGUCGACACAGAUGACUUGCAAGUCUUUAUUCCUCAGGAAUUAAAUGUACAGAGAAAUUCUGAAGAGUCUUUGGAGAUCGCCAACAAAUUUAAAAGCUUAUAUUUCAAAGGGAAUCAUACGGCUAUCGAAAAUCUGAAUGGGUAUUUCGAACUGAUCUCCGAUAAACUCAUAACCGUUGAUACGCAUAGAUAUGUCCAGUAUUUGGUACAUGCCACAACUAAACCAGUUUACUACUACAAGUUUGAUUAUGUAGGUGAAUUAAAUAAUUCGAAGAAACUAAUGGAUUCUCUGAAUGUUCACCACGCGGGGCACGCGGAUGAAUUGGGAUAUCUGUUCAAGAUGGAUUCGCAGAAUGGAGUCGAGCCCACAGCCCAGGAUGUUAAGAUGAGGGAGAGGAUGCUGCGACUUUGGACCAACUUCGCUAAGUCAGGCAAUCCAACCCCAGACGAGAACCACUACAUCACCGUGACCUGGCAACCGGUCACCAAGGACAACCUGUACUACCUGAACCUGAGCAACGAACUGUCCCUCAACACUAGUCCUGACAAGGAAAGAAUGGCCCUUUGGGAAGAUUUGUACAGCAGGCAUUUCAAAAUCUGGGAGCACCCUCAAGUCAAUAAUGAAGAGACGCCUGUUAAAACGCAAAAAGUGGAGCCUUUGAUUGAAUCAGAGACAAUCGAGCCCGAACCGGUCACAACCGAGCCAGAACCAGUUAGUACCAGCCCAGAACCAGUCACAACCAUCCCAGAACCAGUCACAACCAUCCCAGAACCAGUCACAACCAUCCCAGAACCAACCAGUCCCGUAGAAGAACCAGCACAUGAACCGGUACCAGUAGCUAAGCCACUAGUAGAAGUAACUCCGGAACACAAUGGCGCUGUGAACGGCACAAACGGCGACGUAGAAAGGAAACCGAGGCCAUCCAACGAGAUCAAAAUGGUCCAAAACGGGAACGGGGUGCCUAAAGAUGUGAUCCGUGCCAACGAUCCGCCUGAAGACGAUUUGCCGAAAAACAUUGGGGUCAAUAAGUUUGUGAAUUUCUUCGAAUCACUCGGCGGCAAGAAGUGAUGCCAUUUUAUAUUUGUUUUUUUUGAUUUGACUUUUUUUUUAUUGUAGACAAAAUGAUACAUGCGCAUAUACAUAGAAUAUUUACUUCAGCCGUCAAAUUGCGAGUACUUAAUUGUGAUUACAUUACGCGUCUUAGUAUCGCUUUGUCUAUGAUUUUUAUUAUAGGUUGUGUAUUUAUUGUCUUGGAUAAUAUGAUAUUUGUAUAAGAUUGUUUGAGGCAAUCGGUAAAACUCUGGUCGGAUAUAAUUCAGAUAAGACUAUUUUAAACAUUCCAGUUAUUUAUUAUUCUUUUAAACAGUACAGUGAGCGGCAAAAGUAUUGAAAAACGUCGUGUAUUGUACGUGUUAAACUAAAUAAUGACACAAUUUGCAUACUUGCAAUAAAAUGUACUAUUACAGUCUGUUACUUCUGCUAAUGUUGUUGACUGUACCUUUACCAUAACUAAGAAGUCCUAUCUUAGAUCAUUCUGUAACAUUUUCAUUUGAAAACUAGUCUAUUAGAUAUGUGGUUGUCAUUAGCAGUGAUCGGAAUUGGGUGAGCUAAAAUACCUAUUGUUCGCAAGAAGUAGUGUAUUACUGCUGGUUCUGGCGAUUCAAAGUGUGUUAAUGUCCAAUCUAACAGAAUAACAUAAAAAAAUUACAAUAAUAACAUUGGUAUUUUUUAUUUUAUUGGUAGAGUAGGUGCACAACACUUACAAUACAUUUUGAAUCACAGUUCCACAAUGAGAAAUCGGAUAAAAAUGAGAUUUUAAAGUGCGUUAAACUGUUAUCAAACCCUCUCCCAUACAAACUCCAUGUGUUAACCAUAAGCUACAUCACCAACCGCAAAAAGAAACGUGAGCCAGAACCAGCAAUAAUAUACUACUUUUUGCAAAGAAUUGGUAUUUUAGGUCACCCAAUUCCGAUCACUGAUCAUUAGGCAUUAUUUAUUGUUAAGAACAACAUGCCAUUUAAAUUUGAAUUAUUAUAAUAAUAUUUUUGACCAUUCAAAGUAUUUAAAGUUGUUACUUAGAAUGGUAUUUAAGUAAAAUAACUUUUUAUCAGUCUUCUUAUAUAAAUAAUGGUUAUAGGCAUAUUCUUCAUGAUCAACAUUCCAAAUUAUAUUAUUUAUAUUUAUGUUGUACAUGUGCUAAUAAUUAUAUUGACUUUAUAAAUAGUUUUACAUUAGUUUGCGAAAGAAUGUGUAUUUUUAUAUAUCUACCAUUAAUUAGUAAAUAAAUUAUGAAAAUA